This is a messenger RNA of Leptopilina heterotoma, 4907 nucleotides long. Its product is annotated as transcription elongation regulator 1-like. The transcript has 18 exons. The record is from RefSeq and is a predicted model, not a curated record. Bases 378 to 4013 code for a protein of 1211 amino acids. Gene Ontology annotation, cellular component: nucleus. Lineage: Eukaryota; Metazoa; Arthropoda; Insecta; Hymenoptera; Figitidae. Gene Ontology annotation, molecular function: transcription coregulator activity; RNA polymerase binding.
UAACCCAAAUUUUCACCCACAGUUCAACAUUUCUCAUUUCAUUUUAUUCGUCCAAGUUGAUUAAUGGUUGAUUGUUUGAUACCGCGAUAUAAACGGAAAAAAAUCUAGUUUUUGUAGCUAUUUUCUAAAUAAUGGAUUAUUAAAUAGAAUGAGGCUGCCUAUGUUGGUGUUUCUUCAAUAAACGUCGGCAAUUUGUGUCUGUGGCAGUUUUACGAUUUUAAAACUGAUAAAAUAGUAUUUACCUUGUAGAUUGAAUAAAGUGACGUGAUUUUAGUGCUUUAAAAUUUUGUGAUUGUUCACAUGAAGAAUUGAAAACGACCUAACAAAUCAAUUUUUUUCUCUGUGUAUACUCCUAUAAAUAAGAGAGAGAAAAAAAAAUGGAAGGCAAUGGAGAUCAGCAGCCCGUUGUAAAUGCAGAAACACCGACUCUAAAUGAACAGGAACCCACCGAGGAGGGUAUCGAAGAAUCCGAAGAGUAUUCCUUUGAGGGUGAAGAAUACAGACAUUUUGUUCCCCGAGGACGAGGUGGCUUUAGGGGUAGGGGUCGAGGUGGCUUUGAUUUUUCAAUGCGCGGCGGACCUCCGAGAUUUAGAGGCAGGGGUUUCGGUCCACGACCAAUGUUUCGAGGUCCCAAUAAUGGAUAUCCCUUUGAAGGUCCUCCACGUCCAAAUUGCCCACCAGGACCUGCGGGUCCUCGGUUUCGGGGACCGCCACCCUUUGAUCCAAAUUGGGGCCCAAUGGGUCCGCCGAAUAUGAUGGGACCUCCGAAUUUAAUGGGCCCACCAGGAAUGCCACCUCCACAUAUGAUGAACGGUCCAAUGGGAGCGGGAGCGGGACCAUUUGGACCUCCGCCUGGAAUGGGAGCACCAAACAUGAAUAACAUUCCUGGACAACAACCACAACAGGCACAACAGCAAGCAAACAUUCCAGGAUUAGAUUUAAAUGGCGAAGUUUGGGUUGAAACGAAAACGACCGACGGUAAGAGUUAUUAUUACAAUAUAAGAUCGAGAGAAACAACUUGGACGAAGCCAGAGGGUCCAAACGUUAAGGUUAUGGGUCAAGACCAGUUGGAGCAAUUAGUGCACGGUGCGGCGAAGCAAACGACAACUACGACGACAUCGGCGACAACGACAGUUACCCAAGGAAAUGAAACGAGAACCGCUGCUGGAGGUGAAAUGCCAGUUUCGAAUAAUACUGAUGCAAUGAAUCAGUUGAGUACCGCUCCCCCUGGGACUGGUCCUCCGCCAUCUCUCAUCGACACUCCAGAGGUGACAUCAACAACUGAAGUUUCUCAAGCGAACGGUACGGCUGCCAGUGUGACCGCUGCACCGGUUGUAAAUACUCCUGCCGUAAACACAAAUAUGAUGCAGCCACCGCCAAACAUGGUUCCAAUGCAGCACCGAAUGCCAAAUCAAUUUGGUGGACCAAUGUCCGCGCCGUUCGGUGCAGCUCCCUUUGGAAUGCCACCUCCGGGAUUUCAACCCUUUGGCGGCUAUGGACCACCACAAGGAGGCUGGGGCAUGCCUCAAAUGCCGCAUAGCGUUAUGCAACCACAAGUUCCUGCCGAGGACCCUGCAAUUAUAGCACAAAUCGAUGCUGAAUUGGUAGCCGCAGCUAUGCUCUGGACGGAGCAUCGAGCACCAGAUGGUCGACUUUAUUAUUAUAAUAGCAAAGCUGGAGAAUCCGUGUGGGAGAAGCCGCAAGCAUUGAAAGACUUUGAAAAUGCCAAAACGGCAGCAAGGCAAAAAAAUGAGGAGAUACCAGGUUCAUCAGCAGUGACAAAUAACUCCUCAUCUGUGACAACAUCUGCCUCUAGUAUCAGUGCAACAGACUCAACGGGUCAAGAAAUGUCUGCCGAUAAUACUCAAGAAUCCAAAGAACACACAAAAGACACAGAAGGCGGAAAAAUGAAAAAGGAAGAAACUCCCAAAGAAACAAAACCUCUAGAUAAAUCGAGACCAAUUUCUAGUACACCCGUUCCUGGUACACCUUGGUGCGUGGUUUGGACGGGCGACGGCCGUGUCUUCUUCUACAAUCCUUCGUCGAGAAUUUCAGUUUGGGAAAGACCGGAGGACCUCAUAGGACGUGCAGAUGUCGAGAAGAUGGUUUCCAAUCCACCGGAAGCGCUGGCAACUAUCAAGAAAGCAAGGCAAUCUGAUUCGAGUGAAAGCAGCGACGAGGACCAGCCACCUCCUAUUAAGAAAGCGAAACAGGAGGAACCCAAAGCUGCCGCCGCUGCUGCUGCCACUACCACAACUGUUGUUAAAGAAGAAGAAGAAAAGGAGAAGAAGACUAUUGACAUUGGAAAGGAGGCUGCUAUCGAGGCGGAAGUUAGGGCAGCGAGAGAAAGAGCUAUCGUCCCUCUGGAAACCAGAAUAAAAUCCUUUAAGGACAUGUUGGCCGAGAAAGAUGUAUCUGCGUUUAGCACAUGGGAAAAGGAGUUGCACAAAAUCGUUUUCGAUCCUCGGUAUCUACUGCUCACCUCCAAGGAAAGGAAGCAAGUGUUCGAGAAGUACGUGAAGGAGAGGGCUGAGGAAGAGCGACGAGAGAAGAGGAAUAAAAUGAAGGAACGGAAGGACCAAUUCCAAAAGCUUCUCGAGGAGGCAGGACUUCAUGGAAAAUCAUCGUUUAGUGAUUUCGCUCAAAAGCACGGGCGCGAUGACAGAUUUAAAAACGUCGAAAAAAUGCGGGAACGGGAAAGUCUUUUCAACGAAUACAUUCUCGAAGUGCGAAAACGAGAAAAGGAGGAGAAAACAGCAAAACGAGAGCAGGUUAAAAAGGAUUUCAUAUCAUUGCUGAAAGAGCACAAAGACAUUGACAGACAUUCGCAUUGGAGUGACUGUAAGAAAAAAUUAGAGUCCGAUUGGCGAUACAGGUGCGUAGAUUCAGCGAGCGCUCGGGAAGAUUGGUUUCGUGAUUUUAUUCGUAAUUUGAAGGAAGAACGUAAAAAGGAGAAAGACAAGGACAAAGAUCAUCGUCAUCGGGAGAAGGAUCAUCAUAAAUCGGAUAAACGAGAUCGCGAGAAGAAGGACGAGAAGUAUAAGGAAAAAUCGUCAAAGGACCGAAGUGAUAAAGACGCGCCCAAGGAAAAGAGACAGAAAAAGGAUGUGAAUAAUGAGGAAAAUGGAAAGGAAAAAAUUGAGGUCUCAAUGGAGAAGGAAGUCGGCGAAAUUGACGAUGUCGAGGAGAAAAUUUCACGAAAGGACAUUGAGAAAGAGGAAAUGGAGGGAUUCUCCGAUUCGGAAGAAGAUCGUGAGAAACAGAAAAGGGAGAAGGAGAGAAGAGCCGAGGCAAGUCUUCGAGAAAGAGAACGAGAAGUGCAACGAACUUUGGCAACUCAUCUCAGAGAUCGUGAUAAGGAAAGACAACAUCAUCGACACGCCGAAGCCGUUCAGCAUUUUAGCGCCUUGCUCGCCGAUUUGGUUCGAAAUGGAGACCUCGCGUGGAGGGAGGCGAAACGUCAAUUGAGAAAGGAUCAUCGUUGGGAGCUUGCCGAAAGUUUAGAUCGCGAAGAAAAGGAGAGAUUAUUCAUCGAACACAUUGAGCAGCUUGGACGCAAGAAACGAGAUAAAUUCAGAGAAGUACUUGACGAAAUAUGGUCGUCCUCAGAGUUUCCUGUUUCCUCUGAACUCACAGCCUCUUGGAAGGAGAUAAAAAAACUCUUAAAGGAUGAUCCGCGAUACAUAAAAUUUUCCUCGAGCGAUAGGAAAUGCGAAAAGGAAUUCAAAGAAUACAUUAAGGAUAAACUCGUAGCUGCCAAAGCCGAUUUUCGAGAACUUUUGCAGGAGACAAAAUUAAUUACCGACAAGACGCACAAAAAGGUCCAGGAAAAUCGAGCCUACUUAUUGGAAAUUGAGGAGAUCCUGCGAAAGGAUAAAAGAUUUCUUGUUUUGGAAGCGACAGCAUCGGAACGUACCCGACUUUUAAUGGGUUAUCUCGAGGAAUUGGAACGUCGAGGACCACCACCGCCACCCACAGCAUCCGAACCCUCUAGAAGGCCUACUGCAAAUUAAACCAGUCUUUUAGAUAAGGAUCCCUAGUUUUUUUCGUGGGAGAAAUAUAAAAAUGAAGUAAAUAAAUUUACUUUAACAUAAUCUAGUUAAGAUUAAAACAAAAAUUUUCAGUAAAACCACUAUUUCUACGUGACUGUCACAUGUAAUUCUAGGAUUUAAUAAAAGAAAAAAGAAACAAGACCCAAGUUCUUCAAAAACAAACAAACACACUACUUCGUGAACGACUGACCAAUCUCGCACCAUCGACCAUUCUUCAAGAAAAAAAGUAUUUUCUAAAGGUAAUCGCAACGAUUUCAGCACGUGUUUACGAAUUUAUAAUUAAAUUUCUUUAAUUUUUUUUCCUACUCAUCAAUAAUUUGAGUAAUAACUUUAUUGAAGCUCUUUGGGAAUUGAAUUAAAUAUCCAAUUAUUAUUAAUUGAAUAAAUUAUUAUAUUUAUUUAUAGACUUUCUCGCAUGUUUUGAAUUUUCAUAAUUGUUUUCUUUUAAAGAAAGAGUGAAAAACAAAUGAAAAAAUUUGUUAUUUUAUUAAUUUGAUGAAUUUUUAUUUGUAACGUGAGCUUCAAAUGCGAGUUAUUAAAUAAUUUAUUGUUUUGAGAAAUGUGUUAUGGUUCUUUUAUUAUAAAAUGAGAGGAAAAAAGUGGCAUAAACCAAAGAACUGGGAUACAUUUAAACAAAAUUCCAAAGUGCAGUGUUUAAAAAAAAUUCACUUAUUUCUGAUUCAAUGAGACUAUAAUAAAAGACUUUAUAUUUACGAUCUGAACUAUUAACCGCAUUGAAUCAAAUUUAAACGAGUGUAUAUGUAAGUUAGUGCAAAAAACAAAACGAAACAUUUGUAUGUGGAAUUCUUUAGUUACAGAAAAGUUAUAAGUACAUAAAUACUUUGUUGAAACAUU